Gasterosteus aculeatus aculeatus (three-spined stickleback) is the source of this 1861-nucleotide messenger RNA. It is a transcript of the gene npl, whose product is annotated as N-acetylneuraminate pyruvate lyase (dihydrodipicolinate synthase). The record is from RefSeq and is a predicted model, not a curated record. Gene Ontology annotation, molecular function: lyase activity. Lineage: Eukaryota; Metazoa; Chordata; Actinopteri; Perciformes; Gasterosteidae.
CCAAAGCUUAAUAUAUUCGCAAGUGGAGGAACGACUACCAACCCUAAAAUAAGGAUUCUAAGGGAAACUGUAGUGUGUCUGAGUUGCAUUUGCUUCAAACCCAUUUAACUCUAUCCCAUUUAACGUAUUUUCGUGCUUUUUCUUCCUUUAACUACGUGUCCCAUCAGGCAUUGCGGUGGCACGUGAUCUCUACACGUGACAGGUACCAACCACGGGGCGCUUUUAAGAGGCUGUCAACAGUUACGGAACCUCCAGUAACUACAAUUAACCCCCAAAUGAAAUAGACUUCCACAACGUGCAGAAGGAAAACACCUAAAAUCAGUCAUGGAUCCUUCCGCUGAAAAGAAGCUGACCGGCUUAAUUGCAGCCACGUUCACUCCAUUCACCGCCCAAGGUGAAGUCAACCUAGAGGAGAUUGGACCUUAUAUUGACUACUUGACAGAGAAGCAAGGUGUUAAUGGCAUAUUUGUGAACGGGACCACGGGAGAGAGCAUGUCUCUCAGUGUUGCAGAGCGGAAGCUCCUCGCUGAGGAGUGGUGUCAAAAAGCCAAGGGGAAAUUAGAUCAGGUGAUCGUUCACGUCGGCUGCCUGAGUCUUAAAGAAGCCAAAGAGCUGGCGGCGCAUGCAGCUCAAGUCGGCGCUGACGCCAUCGCGGCCAUGGCCCCGUUCUUCUUCAAGCCCAGAACUGCAGGCGCGCUGAGGUCGUUCCUCCAGGAAGUGGCUUCAGCCGCCCCAACGCUGCCUUUCUUUUAUUACCACAUUCCAGCCGUCACCGGUGUCACUGUGCCAGCGAGAGAUUUGUUGGAAGGCAUCCAGGAGCUCAUCCCCUCCUUCAGAGGUGUGAAGUUCAGCGGGACCGACCUGAUGGACUUUGGCCAGUGCAUCAGCAGCAGUCCACCUCACUGGUCCUUCCUGUACGGCGUGGACGAGCAACUGCUUGCAGGUCUGGUCAUGGGGGCGGACGGAGCGGUCGGCAGCACUUACAACUAUGCGGGUUGUCAUUUCAACCAGCUCAUGUCCGCGCUCAAGGACGGCCACGUCGACCAAGCCAGGAAGAUCCAGUUCAAGAUGCAACAGGUCCUCAGUUAUGCCAUGAAACUUGGCUUCGACGUGGGCGUGAACAAGCAGCUGAUGAAUGAGCUGUCGGGCUUGAACCUCGGGGCCCCCCGGCUCCCUGUGACGCCGUGUCCUCCAGAUGCCGCCGGGCUCAUCGUGAAGAAAUACCACCAGAUUUUUACCGAUUGUUGAAGUGUUUCAAACUGGAUUGUUAAAAUCCCAGAAUAACUGGACUCGCCACCUUUACACCUUUAAUCAAACCCUGCUGUGUGUCUCUCCUUGAUGGUAUUGAUAUUAUAACGUGAUGAAUUUUAUCCAAACCUCUAAUUGAUAUAUGGAUUUUUUAUUUUUUUUUAUGUAAAAAGAACUAACCCAGUGAAAUGUUACAAUGAUGUCUUAGGUCAGUAGAAUGUUUCCCUCCAGGGAAAGUUUAGCUUUAUUUUUAUACUUUUAAAAAGCACAGUUAUAAAAAAACAACAACUGCUGUUUGAAUCCGAGACAGACGGCACGUCGAUGUGACCGUUGUUUCACAAAAGAAUAAACACUCACAGAAAAGGGAAUACAAGAUUCCAGUUGUUGGACGGGAGCAUUAAGCGCAGAUUCAGCCUGUUCUCAGUUAAGAAUUCGUAUCUUAUGCUAGUAAAUGGAUACUUUUUGAAAGGGACACAUUCUGUGUAAUGAAUUACUUGUUCUUGGUAUUAUAAGUAUCAAUCACUACUUUCCUACCAAUGAAUGCGUUGAUCCAUGUGUUGUUCCUCCUUCUGUUUAUUGUUUAAAUCAGUUUAUUAAACAGUUUAUUAAAUCU